AUGGCCGACAGACGCUUCUCCCAGCGCGGCAACAGCAGCAUACUCGUGCUGAGACAGCGUGCUCCACGCCGCCUGCUCAUUAUUCUUGCUGCCGUCGUCACUGCCGUAUGUUGGAUCUCGGUCCGGGACAGGUCUGCUGCGACAUCGACAGGAGCCGCCGUGUUCACGCACGAACGCACCACAGAGCAGGUGGUCGAUCAUCAUCAUCAUCAUCAUCAUCAACAACAACAACAACAACAUCAUGAUACCAUCCCAGGAACUGGGGAUUUGCCAUGCCGAAACUUGCCCACGGCGAAUGACUCGGUCGUCAUCUUCAAGACGGGGGGCACCGAGCUCGCGCACAAGCUGCCGGUGCAUCUCAACACGUCUCUGCGAUGUUUCCCGAACCACAUGAUCUUCAGCGACUAUGAAGAAACGUUUGAGGGUCACCACAUCUACGAUGCUCUGGAAUCGGUGAACCCUGUCACCAAAUCGCAACAUCCCGACUUCGAGCUCUGGCGAAGACUGCAGGACGGCGGUGGUCGUCGAGCACUUCAGCCACACGAGCUCAGUGGGCAAAUCAGUCCCCGGGGCACCAAUUUUGGGAAGAAUGAUAACCCCGGCUGGAGAUUGGAUAAAUGGAAAUUCUUGCCCAUGGUCAAUCGAACGCUAUAUGAGUGGCCAGACCAAAAGUGGUACAUAUUCCUAGAAACGGAUACAUAUGUGCACUGGCAGACACUCCUCAACUAUCUCGCUGCUUUAGAUCACACGAGGCCGUACUAUAUAGGGGCACCAAUGUGGAUUGGCGAUGUGAUGUUCGCUCAUGGCGGAACUGGCUACGUAAUCUCCAAGCCUGCAUUGGAGAGUGUCGUGAGCAUGUUCAAUGGGCACCAGUCCGAGUGGGAAUGGUUCGCAAAUGAGUUUUGGGCUGGCGAUGGUAUUCUAGGGAAGGCCAUGAGUGAUUCUGGAACCAAUUUGACACAAGCGUGGCCGAUAUUUCAAGGAGAUGACAUUGGCUCCAUCGAUUGGACUCGAAUCGACGGGUCGCAGAGACUAUGGUGUGCGCCGACCGUCUCAUAUCACCAUCUGGUACCGCAUGUCGUCGAGGAUUUGUGGAGGUGGGAGAUGGAAUGGCUCGCACAGAUCGAUGAACCCGAAGCCGUCCUUCACCACCAUGAUAUGUACAAGAUGUAUGUCCUCCCACGCACACUUGGUUCGAAAUUGGAUUGGGACAACUCUUCUCCGGACGACUAUGGACCGGUCGAAGACCUUGAGGCUUGUCGCGUAAUCUGUGAGGCUCUGGACGUAUGUAUACAAUAUUCGUUGAGCACCGAAUCCAGGUGUAGGCUCUCUAAGAAACCCCACCUGGGUGAGAGAGUCAAGGGAGUAGAAUCUGGCUGGAUAGCGGAGAGGAUGAUACAGUUUGCCGACGAUCAACCGCCGUGUCGUAACGGAGGGGAAGAGUGGAUAACAGAUUGAGCACCAGCUGGAAUGUGUGCACCACACCAGGCUUGCACGUGGUAAACUACAGAGAUGGAGCUCAUCAUCAUCAUCACCAUUGGCAAGAAUUGCUGCUGCUCGUUAGCAGAUGGGUUCGAUAUGAUGGCGAAGAGACGGCCGGGUUCCAUGGAGUAUGCCAUGCGGUAGAAAUCACCUCCGAGUCAAAGGGGUAGCGAUCUGCCACGACGAGAUUGGCCGAUCAAAUGUUGCAUAGUACCAAGACUACUCCUGAACAAGUCUCUGGGUCAGUCGUGUGAGGCAGACAGCGAGAGGGCGAUGAAAUUCUUGGCUACCAGUCUCAAUCGUGGGUGGAAUCAUUCGCUUACUGGGAAGUUGCACCCGUAAAGGUCUCUACGUUUCCACGGGAUCCUGGUAGUAAAAGCAGUGUAGAUAUAUUUCCAAUGAGUUGUGGAACAAUCGCACUUGAUCGGACCUGACAGGAUAGACCAGACCGUUCACUGUAAAUCGAGUCAGGCAUGGCCCUUCAUCCGUUCGGUCUCGAGGCUGGCUGUUGUCGUAAGCCGUGCGGAGGUCGUCAGAGGAGCUAGAAACUCCAUCGGCCGCCAUGUCAUCUUCGCCGUCUGCUACCAAUAGCACAGCCUCCGGCGCAGGCGUGGGUAGCUGAGUAUUGCCAUCCUCUACAGUAGACUCAACAUCAUCGAUGCCGGGCCGACUAGGCAAGUCAUCCACCAUGCUAGGUGUAGCCGUUCAGCCCAUGCUCUCCGUCUCUUCCGCACCAGAUCUGUCGAGAGCGUUAGGUGCGAUCUUUAGCAUGUUUGUAGCAAAAUGCGCCUGUUUUCGCUCAGUGCCAAAUAUUUGCUUUUUUGGCUUUGGUCUUGUGCGGACACUGGUCCCGAGCCUUGCAGUCACUCUCUCCAACGCAGCCUUGAGUUCUUGGCGACAAAGAGAGGUCGAUUCAUGCUGAAUUAUACUCUUCAUGUACUCCAAUUCCGACACAAUUGCGUCGAUCUGACGGUUGUGAAUCUUUGCAGCUUGUGAUACUGGAGGCGGCCCAGCAUAUAUGCUCAGGGAACUCUUCUCACUCGAGGCUUGCGAAGGGUGGAGUGCGUCGUAGCCUGUGAAUCCAGCAGAUACAGCGAUAUCGGCGACAUUUAUGAGUGCCAUGAGAAGUGCAUAAUCGGUUGCAUCCCCGAUGUUAAAUUGUUGUCCGGAUUCCAGAGCUUUCAAGAUAGUCUCGAGCCAGUUGCGUUCAGAAGAUUCCGCCUUCCUACGUUCGUCCUUGGGCAACAGUACGUCGAGUGCAAGGCGGCGGCGAAGAUGAUAUGAGCGCGUCGUGCGGGCUGGAAGAGAUGCGAUGAGCCGGCAGUGAAGCUGGAUUGGAAGCUCUCUCUCCGAGUCGUCCAGGACUGCCAGCACUCCUGGAACAAGCUUCUCGAAUGAUGUCUCCGAAAGGGAAUCUAGGAGAUCUUCGAUACAUUUCAUCAGGGUGGACGACAAGUUGUGAUUCUUCCUCACUAAAUCAUCGAGGUUCAUCAUGGCCAAGUCCAAGAAAGCCUCGAUCGUCUUGAUUGGUGCGGCGUCUGGUGCAACAUCAUCAACAGCGGGCGCACGAGACUGUACGACUCGCAGCACGUACUUGAGCCCGGCGGGAAGACCUCGCCGAACAGGAGCUUUCCAAUUGUUCUCGAACAGAGAACGAGUCUUGUACAUCGAUGACAACGAUGCUAUCGUAUCUGAAAGCGACUCGUUAUGGCUGCUCGAGGCUUCCAGAAUACCGACGUACGCUUCGCACAACGCGUCGUUUCGCUCAUGAAGCAGCUGCUGCGCCAUCCAAUUCGUGACUGCCAUGGGCAAUGGAAAGUGCAAGACCAUCUCAGCGGCCAGUCCAGAGACACAUGCCUGUUCGCGUGAUGUGUCUGUGGCAUAGAGCUUACUCCAUGGCUCAUUUGGCAAUGAGUUGACUGGGAAGGGCGAAUCUUGGAACAGCGGCUCGUCGUCCAAGAAAAAGUAGUAAUUGUCAGUCGCGUGCAACGCCUCGACUCUCUGCAACGCCUUCAGCUUCCUGUCACCCUCUUCAUCAUCGCUGGCCCAUUCUAGGGAUACGGUUUUGUCAGUAUCGAUAUUCGGUCCGAGUGCUUCCUGCCUUGCGGCUUCCUCUUCGCGUCUCUUUGAUUCCUCCACAGCCUGUUGCAUGCUGGCAAUCUUCACUUGUGACUCCUUCAUCUUUUGGUCUUCGCGAGACAAUGACGCGAGACUGUACUUGUAGACCCUUUUUUGUGGCGAUUUGAUCAUUGACUGUAGGAGCUCGUUCUGCCUGACGCCGCCGGACGACCUCGUGCUUUUCGGAGCAGGCACUGCCUUGACAGGCUCAUGCGAGAGCUUUCGUCUUUUGACGAAGAAUGAACUGAGAUCUGCCAACUCUUCACCGCUGCUGUCAUCCGUCAUGUCUGAGUCUGAAUUCGCAAUAGCUUUUAAGCCAUCUUUCACAAUGCGCCUGCUAUUAGUGGAGGAGCGCAAUGCGGUGACUGAAUCCGCGCUUGAACGGAUGGACGUGGAAAAUGAGGAGCAGGACUUGGCUGGCAUCGUCGUGGUCGUUGUUCGGGAGUCAGAAGCGUGUGAAGCUAUGGGAUUCGGCACGCAUCCAGCUCUUGUAGGGAGGCUCGGCGUGAGGGCCGUAUGCGAAACUGGGCGGGAGGUCGGCACACCAGCGACGAGGCGCGGUCUGGACGACGACUGAGCGGGUUCGCGGUAUGGCGAGUCCUUUGUUGGAGUCACAUCGGCGGCGCC
Messenger RNA from Sphaerulina musiva SO2202, 4227 nucleotides. Its product is annotated as glycosyltransferase family 31 protein. Bases 1 to 1458 code for a protein of 485 amino acids. Lineage: Eukaryota; Fungi; Ascomycota; Dothideomycetes; Mycosphaerellales; Mycosphaerellaceae. The transcript is spliced from 3 exons. The record is from RefSeq and is a predicted model, not a curated record.